AGUCAAGUUUUUGCUUUGACAGCGAGCGGACACGGUCUUUGGGUAGUAGGCGCGACUUGUAAUCUUUUACUCUGACACAACGUAUAUUAAGCUGACGAAAAAAAAAUUUAGCUGGCGCCACCAACCAACCAACGAACCAACCAACCAGUUAACCCAGACUGGCAAUUGGCCAAGCCGCAAAGCAAAGAAAUUCGCCGCAGUUUUUUACCUAUCGCCGUACGUCUAACACACGCACUGUUGCCUAGCACCUGACGAACGUGUAAUGCGCGCACUUCGAGCGACUUUACACCUACGCAUAGCCUAAUACGUCCACUCCUCACCAGAAAAAUGGCUGAACUUCCUGUACCUACGAGCGAUUACCUACAUCGUUCUAUUGAUCAGCUACGCUCGAUGAAUGAGCGCAACGUACUCUCAUCGCUGAGUCACCAUCUAACGCCAAUGGAAUUGCGCAAUGCCGCACAGUUGGCAGCGCACGAUUACAAGCCAUUCAAUAUCAAUGAGUUUCGUCAGAAUGUUGAACGUUUGGAUUACUCGUUGAAGAAUGGCCUUAUACAACAGCAGCAGCAAUUGCUUGCCGAUCAUCAGCAACAGCAACAGCAGCAACAUCAACAACAACAACAAGCGCGCGCACAACAACAACAGCAGGCGCAGCAACAAGCAGCGGCGCAUCAGCAACAGCAGCAACAACAACAGCAGCAGCAACAGCAGUUACAGUUAAAACAAUCAUACAGUCCACCAAAUUCACCGGCCACACCCACCAUGACCGAACAGCCGGAACAGAAGUAUGAUCCACAUGCAGCCGCUGUAGAACAGCAGCAGCAGCAGCAACAACAACAACAACAACAGCUACCCGUCAGCCAUAAACAGCCACGCAAUCAGCAAGGUUCCCCCGAUGGUCGCGACGCAAAGCCUUAUAAAUGCACGCAAUGUACGAAAACCUUUGCUAACUCCUCGUAUCUAUCGCAGCACACGCGCAUCCAUCUCGGCAUUAAACCGUACCGCUGCGAGAUCUGCCAACGCAAGUUCACGCAGCUAUCACACCUGCAGCAGCACAUCCGCACCCAUACUGGCGACAAGCCUUACAAGUGCCGCCAUGCCGGCUGCCCCAAAGCCUUCUCGCAGCUCUCCAAUCUGCAAUCGCAUUCGCGCUGCCACCAAACGGACAAACCCUUCAAAUGCAACUCCUGCUACAAAUGCUUCACCGACGAACUGACUCUGCUCGAACACAUACCCAAGCACAAAGACUCGAAGCACCUGAAGACGCACAUCUGUAACUUGUGCGGCAAGUCGUACACACAGGAAACCUACCUGCAGAAGCAUUUGCAAAAGCACGCCGAGAAGGCGGAGAAGCAGCAGCAGCGGCAUGCAAAUGCGAAUAGCAACGCGCAACACCAUGUGCCCGCCGGCGGCAUUGGCCUCAAUUUGCAGCGACAGGUUGUGAUGAAUGCCGCCGCGGCCGCUGCAACAAGCGACCCCAAUUCGUAUUGGGCCAAAGUGGGCGCCGAUAGCGCAGUGAAUGCCGCCACGCUGGCCGAUGCUAUACAGCAACAACAACAGCAAGCAGCCGCCGCCGCUGCAGCAGCCGCAGCGGCCGCACAACAGCAGCAACAGCACGCGGUGCAGAAUGGCUACAACUUCGCAGCGCUGCAGCAACACCAACAACAACAACAGCAGGAACUGUUGCAACACCACCAGCGACUGGUGAACGGCGGCGCGGGUAGUGGUGGCGAUAGCGCCGGCAGCGGCAGCACGCCCAAUCACUCACAAUCGCCCAACGACGAGGGAGAAGAUCUGGUGAUGCGCCAAACGCCGCAACAUCACCUGCAACAACAGCAGCAGCAACAACAACAACAACAACAACAGCAGCAUCAACACCAACAAUCGCAUUCGCCCAAUCCGCUGCUGAUGGGCAACGCAGCGGCAGCAGCAGCGGCGGCGGCGGCCGCAGCCAACUACGAUGUGAAAACAACCAGCGCCUUUACGCCCAUCAACACGGCGCCGACACAUUUGAACGCGCUGGCUGCGCAACAGCGUCCACCCGCCGCCGCAGCGUACCUGUACCAGCAAAAUGCGGCUGCAGCAGCCGGUUUUCCAACGCAACUCAUCUCGCUGCACCAGAUACGCAACUAUGCGCACCAGCCAAGCGCAGCGGCUGCCGCCGGGCUGUUGGCCGGCGAUCACCUGCUCGGCUUGACUGGUGUGACUGCGGGCGGUACCGGCAAGGAUAAGGGGCAAUAGUACGGCGCGCAUCACAGCGGUGAUGGCAACAAUAACAGCGGGUGCCGAGAUAGCGGCGGCGGCGUCGGUGGUGGUAGUAGUAAAAGGAAAUCGAAAAAGCGGCAAUAUGAGCGCGCACGUGAACGCAGUUGAGUUGGCGGCGAGGAGGAGAGGAAAGGAAGGCACAGAUUUCUUGGUCAGCCGGCAGGAGGGCGUGCAGCGUAGUGAGGCCGUAAGCAUGGCGGCGCGCAGCGGCAGACCUAAAGCAAUAAUAGGGUAACAGCACAAACACUCAGGUUUUAAAGAUGAUUUCAACAAAGCAGCAAUAGUAGAAAACGAAACAAAGCAAAGCGUACAAGAAAAAAACAACAACAACAACAACAAAACAAUCUACAGUAAAGUAGACGCAGCCGAAGCAUUUAGCUGCUGGCAGCAAAUUAAUUUGCGCCGCAAAUUAUACAGAAAAAAAAAACGAAAAUAAAAACAAGACAAAAAAUAGCUAGCAAA
This is a messenger RNA of Rhagoletis zephyria (snowberry fruit fly), 2724 nucleotides long. It is a transcript of the gene sqz, whose product is annotated as squeeze. The record is from RefSeq and is a predicted model, not a curated record. Lineage: Eukaryota; Metazoa; Arthropoda; Insecta; Diptera; Tephritidae.